AUGAAUCCCGCAGACUGGCAGCCCCCUGUCAUGAAGACUCCGCUGCUGUCCUACACGGUUAUCCUGCUUGUUCUCUUCUUCCGCAGUGGGCAUUGCCGAGCCCUGGAUAGCUCCACAGCCAGCAGGACCCGCCCGGAUCCCCAGGCAGCACUCCAACAGUCCCUUGGCCCAUUCUGGAUCCGCGACGGGGAGGAAUACCUCAUGCUCCCGGGCAAAGAUUCCAAGGACAGCGCUGGGGUCUCCCCCGCCCGCUGGCAGAUGGUCCUCUCUGAGCCGACUUUCCCGAAGCACAUUCUGCGAGACCCAGUUGGAGACUUGGAGCGAGUUAGCAGCAGAUACCAGGCUGAGAGGGGUGGGAUGUUAGACAGAGAGAAGAGGUUAGACGACCCUCCGAUCUCCUUGGAUCUAACAUUCCACCUUCUCCGGGAAGUGCUGGAAAUGGCCAGGGCUGAGCAAAUGGAACAACAGGCUCACACCAACCGCAAAAUAAUGGAGCUCAUCGGCUGA
Hemiscyllium ocellatum (epaulette shark) is the source of this 507-nucleotide messenger RNA. It is a transcript of the gene crha, whose product is annotated as corticoliberin-1. The record is from RefSeq and is a predicted model, not a curated record. Gene Ontology annotation, cellular component: extracellular region. The transcript has 2 exons. Gene Ontology annotation, molecular function: hormone activity. The coding region runs from base 1 to 507 and encodes 168 amino acids. Lineage: Eukaryota; Metazoa; Chordata; Chondrichthyes; Orectolobiformes; Hemiscylliidae.